Molecule: messenger RNA, 1412 nt
Organism: Nematolebias whitei (Rio pearlfish)
Lineage: Eukaryota; Metazoa; Chordata; Actinopteri; Cyprinodontiformes; Rivulidae
Gene: ift56
Product: tetratricopeptide repeat domain 26
Exons: 13
Biological process (GO): intraciliary transport involved in cilium assembly; intraciliary anterograde transport
Cellular component (GO): ciliary base; ciliary basal body; intraciliary transport particle B
Molecular function (GO): protein binding; intraciliary transport particle B binding
Source: RefSeq, a predicted model, not a curated record
GAUGAAAAGAGACUCAUGGGUUUCCACCAGAACCUAAAGGAUGUGACAGAGGACCAGCUGAGCCUGGCAUCCAUCCACUACAUGCGCUCACAUUACCAGGAGGCCAUAGACGUCUAUAAACGCCUUCUCCUGCAGAACAGAGAUUACCUGGCACUGAAAGUGUACGUGGCUCUGUGUUACUACAAGCUGGACUACUAUGACGUGUCCCAGGAGGUGUUGGCCGUGUACCUGCAGAACAUCCCUGACUCCACCACCGCUUUGAACCUGAAGGCCUGCAACCACUACAGGCUUUACAACGGCAAGGCAGCUGAGGCUGAGUUGAAGAACUUAAUUGACAUCUCUUCCUGCUCCUUUGAGUUUGCAAAGGAGCUUAUUCGACACAACCUGGUGGUAUUUCGUGGUGGGGAGGGGGCGUUGCAAGUGCUGCCUCCUCUGAUCGAUGUGAUCCCUGAAGCCAGACUCAACCUGGUCAUUUACUAUCUGAGACAGGAUGAUAUCCAGGAAGCUUACAACCUCAUCCAAGAUUUAGUUCCGUCCACACCUCAGAGUAAUGUACCUGUUAAAUGUAUAUCAGUGGUUGACUGACUGUUUUUACAGGAGUAUAUUUUGAAGGGAGUGGUCAACGCUGCUCUUGGACAGGAGCUUGGAUCAAGGAAACACUUGAAAAGUGCUCGGGAGUUCUUUCAGCUGGUCGGAGGCUCAGCGAGCGAAUGUGAUACUAUCCCUGGCAGACAGUGCAUGGCUUCCUGCUUCUUCCUCUUAAAGCAGUUUGAAGAUGUUCUCAUCUACCUCAACUCUGUGAAGAAUUACUUCUACAACGAUGACACAUUCAACUUUAACUACGCCCAGGCUAAAGCGGCGCUCGGUAACUACAAAGCAGCAGAGGAGGUUUUUCUACUUAUUCAGAGUGAGAAGAUCAAGAAUGACUAUGUUUAUCUCAGCUGGCUGGCACGAUGCUACAUAAUGAACCAGAAGGGUCAGCUUGCCUGGGAGCUCUAUCUGAAAAUGGGCACUUCCUCAGAUUCCUUCAGUCUGCUGCAGCUUAUCGCCAACGACUGCUACAAGAUGGGCCAGUUCUUCUAUGCUGCCAAAGCAUUUGAUGCACUGGAGAAGCUGGACCCAGGCUCUAAUUACUGGGAGGGCAAACGAGGAGCAUGUGUCGGCAUCUUUCAGCUCAUACUGGCCAACAAGGAGCCCAAGGAGACACUUAAAGAGGUUUUGGUCCUGCUGCGAAAUUCAGGAAACCCUCAGGUUGAGUACAUCAUCCGAGCAAUGAAAAAGUGGGCCAAAGACAACAGAGUCCUGCUGUCGUGACAGAACACACGACUGUGUCAGCUGACAGGACUGAACGAGUGACACAAAUAAAACGGGUUCAUUUAUUUGGUGUAACGGAGUGAAUUUUAUUCAAGCAU